This is a messenger RNA of Lutzomyia longipalpis, 629 nucleotides long. RefSeq names its product ubiquitin-60S ribosomal protein L40 (gene RpL40). The transcript has 2 exons. The record is from RefSeq and is a predicted model, not a curated record. The coding region runs from base 107 to 493 and encodes 128 amino acids. Gene Ontology annotation, cellular component: nucleus; ribosome; cytoplasm. Gene Ontology annotation, biological process: protein ubiquitination; translation; modification-dependent protein catabolic process. Lineage: Eukaryota; Metazoa; Arthropoda; Insecta; Diptera; Psychodidae. Gene Ontology annotation, molecular function: structural constituent of ribosome; ubiquitin protein ligase binding; protein tag activity.
UGCAGCCGAAGGGCGUUCGGGUGAUUUUCAUUUCAUUCGGCUGACACGAUCUUUUCUCGUUCUCUUGUGAGGUUAAGUGACUCCACGUUGAAAGCUUUGCCUCAAAAUGCAGAUUUUCGUGAAAACUCUCACGGGGAAGACCAUCACCCUUGAGGUCGAACCCUCGGAUACAAUUGAAAAUGUCAAGGCGAAAAUUCAGGAUAAAGAGGGAAUCCCUCCGGAUCAGCAGCGUCUCAUCUUUGCCGGGAAGCAGCUAGAGGAUGGGCGCACCCUUUCCGACUACAACAUCCAGAAGGAGUCCACCCUCCAUUUGGUGCUGCGUCUUCGUGGUGGUAUCAUCGAACCAUCCCUCAAGAUCCUCGCAAUGAAGUACAACUGCGACAAGAUGAUCUGCCGCAAGUGCUACGCCCGUCUCCAUCCAAGGGCCACAAAUUGCCGCAAGAAAAAGUGUGGACACACCAAUAAUCUCCGUGCUAAGAAGAAGAUCAAGUAGACGAUUCCCGUGGGAUGCCCAGGAGAGAUCUUCCGGAAGAUUUUGUUUGGGCAACAACAUUUUGGCAUUCAUGUCGAAAUUUUGGCUCUUGUGAAAGAAAAUUCUUGUGGUCAAUAAAUUGACUUUGUCAAAAGAA